UUUAUAGCACCUCGCUGGCACCAGACUUUUAUUGUGGAAUAUUUAGACGGAAAUAAGAAUUCAUUGGGAAAAGCAAAAUGUCUCUUCGGUUUGUGGUUCUGUUGCUCUUGCUGCAGUUUUGCACGAGUCAUCAGCACAACACACAACACGGAACAAACGUCCUGCUCGGAGAAGAGCACACAGGUGAAGUGGAGAAUCUGAGCCCCGCAGAGCAAAAGAAAAAAAUGCUGGAAAUUGUGCAGAGGAUCGAUGCAAAUGGAGAUAAACUUUUAAAUGCAGAGGAGAUGGCCGUGUGGAUCCAGCGUGUGUACAGGAGAUACGCCAUGGAGGACGCUGCAGAGAGGUUUCCAGAGUUUGACCUGGAUCACGACGGUCUCGUUUCAUGGGAGGAGUACAACACGGUGACCCACGGACACCUCAUCCCCCUGGACGACUCGCCGCUGGACGACCCAGAGCAGCAGUCUCUCAGACAACUCCACAGACGGGAGAAGCAGCGUUUUGACUUUGCAGACGGCGACGGUAACGCGGGCCUCAACGUGACCGAGUUUCUGGCCUUCACUCACCCGUCUGAAGUCGAUCGCAUGGCUGACUUUGCCAUUGAAGAUGUGUUACAUGAAUACGAUUUGGAUCAAGAUGGAUUCAUUAGCAUCAGUGAGUUUAUUGGAAAUGCUCGUGGUGAUGGUGAUUCUGUUUCACACUGGGAAAUGGAAGAGACAAUUCGUUUCAAAGACCUGUACGAUCAAGACAAAGACGGGAAGUUAAACAGAGAAGAACAGCUACGGUGGAUCGCGCCAAAUAGUUACGGUACAGCCAGAGAAGAGGCUCUGCACUUGAUCAAAGAAGUGGACCGCGACCUGGACGGACUCCUGUCGGUGGAGGAAAUACUGAGAAACCAGGACACGUUUAUGAACAGCGAAGUGACAGACUACGGGCGGCAGCUACACGUCACCCACGAUGAACUAUGAAAAACAAGUCAAACACGAGGGCACGCUGCCUCUGUGUGUGUGUUUUUUCACCGACGUGUAAAUGAAUGAAUAGACAAUGGUGAAUAUGAGCAGUAAAGUUCAGUGAGUGACACAGGGCUGGAGUAUCAUUAAAAAGUUUCCGAUACGAUACAUACCUCGAUACAAAGGCCACGAUCCAAUCCAGUCCAAUUUUAUUUGUAUAGCACAUUUUAUAAACAGGUCAACAAGUUUCCAAAGUGCUUCACAUAACAAUGUAAAACAUUUCACUUUAAAAAGUCAGUAGAAUUAUGUUCAGCAGAAUUAUGAGGACCUAAUAGCAAAAUUGAGAAUCUAACAGCAGAAUUAUGAGGACCUAACAGAAUCAGUAGAUAAAAGAAUAAUAAUAAAAUCAAUUAACAAAAAUAAUAAAAUCAGUAAAUAAAGGCUGUACUAAAAUAUAUAUAAAAUAGAAAAAAAUAAAAUAAAUAAAUAAAUAAAAGACACACAGUUAAAUAAACAAACCACACAAUUCACGUGGUGUUAAAAGCCACAGAAUAAAAGUGGGUCUAAGGACGAUACUUAAAACACUUCACUGUGGGUUCUGUUGGGACGUGGGGGUGCAGCAGAGAAGGUCCCGUCCCUCCUGGUUUUAAAGGGACAGUUCAGAAUUUUGGACAUAGGGUCUCAUUUCCUAGUGAGUACUGUAGGCGUGUGGAGACACUUUUUGAAAUAUUCCAUCCAGUCCUUGUAUUUGCAGAGGUCGCUGGUGCUAGACUCGUGCAUGUCAAUGGUCAUAGUUAUCCUGCCACUAAAAACAGUCUUACCCGCUCCACAAAACACCCGAGGCAAAUCUAUUAUUACACCAGACUGUCGAUGUAAAUGUCUGUGCUGAUAGAAUAAUGUUCGAAAUAAAUCUAACUUUGCAUCGCA
Boleophthalmus pectinirostris (great blue-spotted mudskipper) is the source of this 1874-nucleotide messenger RNA. It is a transcript of the gene rcn2, whose product is annotated as reticulocalbin 2. Gene Ontology annotation, molecular function: calcium ion binding. Lineage: Eukaryota; Metazoa; Chordata; Actinopteri; Gobiiformes; Gobiidae. The record is from RefSeq and is a predicted model, not a curated record. Gene Ontology annotation, cellular component: endoplasmic reticulum. The transcript is spliced from 8 exons. The coding region runs from base 78 to 965 and encodes 295 amino acids.